Monopterus albus (swamp eel) is the source of this 1470-nucleotide messenger RNA. RefSeq names its product cell death inducing DFFA like effector b (gene cideb). Lineage: Eukaryota; Metazoa; Chordata; Actinopteri; Synbranchiformes; Synbranchidae. Gene Ontology annotation, biological process: apoptotic process; regulation of apoptotic process. The annotation marks the transcript as partial. The record is from RefSeq and is a predicted model, not a curated record. The transcript is spliced from 4 exons.
CUCACGUCUGUCCUCAGAACAGUGACCAAGCGAGUGUGGUCCCCACCACAGCGCCCUUUCAGGGUGUGUUGUCACAACAGGGAGACCAGGAAGGGCAUCACAGCUGGGACCCUGGAGGAGCUGAAAGAGAGGGUAUGUCAGGCGCUGCUGCUGUCCCUGUCUGCAGUGUCUCUGUGCCUGGUUUGUGAGGAGGAUGGUACAGAGGUGGACUCUGAUGAUUUCCUUAUCACUCUGCCCGACAACACCAUUCUCAUGGCUCUGGAGCCUGGACAGACAUGGAGACCACAGGCGGGUACAGUUGUGUAUAAAUCUCACAACAACAAACCAAGGACUGGGAAAGACAUAGCUCGCGUCACCUUUGACCUUUACAGGAUGAGCUCAAAGGAUUUGUUUGGCUCUCUAAGUGUGAAGGCAACAUUCCAAGGCCUGUACUCUGUGAGCGCCGACUUCCAGUGUCUAGGGCCCAAGAAAGUCCUCAGAGAAGUCCUACGUGUAGCCUCCACCCUCCUUCACGCUGCUGGGCACCUGCUUAUCACAUCCGCCUCCAUGAUCCGCCGCAUUAUUGAAGGUGCUGAGUUCUGGCAGCCGCAGAGGGCAGAGUACAGAGUCGGCCGAGACUGACAGAGCCCAAAGAGCCCCGUCAGAGCGUAACCUGGUUUGACAUCCUUACUGACUUAUUAGGAAGUGGUAGGUUUGUCUGAGAUGUCCUGAAUUUAUAGUUUUCAUUUGGACUCUCGUUGAUUAAUCAUUUUGAUAUUGACCUCCUUAACAUGGGAGAGAGAGCAUGAAUAUCUCUUAAGAAAUAUAUGUAACCGUGUACCAUAUUCUACCCUUAUAUAUUCUUUAUUAUGGCAGGUUAUAAACUGAAUGUAACUGAAUUCUUAAAGAAUUAUCUGUCAGAAACUAUCUUUAUUAGAAGAAGCUUAGUAAUGUGGCUGGAUAACAUGAGAUUGUCAUGUUGCUUUUCUAUUUUUUGUGCAAUAUAUUCAAAGUCAUAACAAAACCAGCUUGAGUAUGUCAUUUAAUCAUGAGUGAUGAAACAUUAAAAACACUGACACAUAACACUGGCAACAGAGGGUGUAAUGAAGGGAAGGGGUCACACUCUCAGACUAGGGGGUCUAAUACAGUCUUGGUCUCGAUCUGCAUCUGACAUAAGUCUUGCCACCUGUCAGACUGGCCGAUGAAUAUGGAUAUUAAUGUUACACAGUAUGUAAGCAGAGUCAGAGCCAGACACUUCUGGGGUAUGGUCAGGUGAUGGAAUGGUGGAUGGAGUGAAAAUUACAGAUGCCAUGGUGGGCCUUGUUGUUGGAAUGUGGGCAACACAUGUCCCCACACUGUUGCACAUGCUUUAUAUAAGCAUUUGGUUGAUUACAAUCCUUGGACAAUAGCAACAGUGAUAGUGGCAGUUUUUCACACAUCCUAGAUGGCAUUUAUAAAUUGUAUAAAUCACAAUCACUCAUAUUUUUCUUU